Molecule: messenger RNA, 2151 nt
Organism: Amborella trichopoda
Lineage: Eukaryota; Viridiplantae; Streptophyta; Magnoliopsida; Amborellales; Amborellaceae
Product: spindle assembly checkpoint component
Source: RefSeq, a predicted model, not a curated record
GCGGCAAUGCAAACUAGAAAGAGCGGGAAGGAAAGGAGAAGAGAGAGAGGGCCAUGGCCGCGGGAGAAGCACCGAAGCAUCUUCUCUCCCUACUCCGUGAUUUUGCUUCUGAAAAGUCUCAAGGAGAGCGCAGAGUUGCAGGGCUUAAGAAGCGUAUAUCUGAGUUACAACCAGAAUUAGAGUCAGCUAACCUUCAAUUGGAGGAUGUAAAGCGCAGAAAGGAGGCAGCGGAGCACCAUGUCAGAGGUUUGGAGGUUGAAUUGGCUUGUGCUGAAGCCUUAUUGCAAGCUCGUCAGGCAAGACUUUCUUCUCAGCAGGAUGCGAUGUCAAGCAUUCGUGCGGAAUUUGAAGCUCUAAAGAAGGGAGAGGACCUUGCACGGGAAGAUUUUCUCAACCAAAUGUUCGAGUUUAAUAAGAGGAUAAGAAAAUAUUUUGAAAUCCACAGGGAAUCACAUCGACCAGCUGUGCUUAGAGGAGAUAGUGAAGUUUCAUCAACUGAAGUAGGAAAUGGUAUAGCAGUCUGCAAUGACAGCAUGAACACAUCAGUCGAUAUUCAGCAUCUUACAAAAAGUCACGAGAAUGCCCUCACAUGUCUCAUGGAUGAAAUAUCUAUAAAACAAGGAGCAUAUCAGGAAGAUCAAGCAGUGCAAAAAAAGAUCCUACAAGAACUAGCUCAACAGGAGAAAAGGAUUUUGCUCAUUGAGGCAGUUGCAAAGGAAUCGGAAGAGUUGCAGGCUGUAUCAAUGCAGACUGCAGAGCUGGAGAAAGUCUACACAUCUCUUGGAGACAAGUUGCAGACAAAGUUUAGAUGUCCACGCUGCAAUCUUGAUAAUAUAGGGCAGUUGGGGGAGACUUUCGGUGGAGCUUAGACAUCAUGCCACAGACUUAUGGGAUCCUGGUAUGGUUUUCUUUUUUUCUUUUUGCCUUUUUUCUUUUUUGGGGAUUAGUGAUCAUGGUAAGCAUUUCAUGAGAGAACCGUAUGGAGAGAUUAGCCAGUUUCAUUUGUUCAGAUUAGAUUUCUUGUAUACGUAUUGGGGAUUAUACUGCUAGCAAGACUUAAUUUGUUUCUCUUUGAUUCUCUCUUCUUUCUGUUUUCAUGAUUUGCGAUAUGCAUGUAAUAAUGUGUAGCUAACUGGAAUUAGGAUCAUGCCUCUGGCAAACAGGUUCAGGCCUGACAUUGUUGCUCAUUUUUCAUGCUACUAAGAAUCUGAACCAAAACUUUUGUCUUCAGAGAAACUAGUUGAUGCUUGAAAAUCUUUGUGGUUGAACUCAAUAUUUGGUACUCCUGGCUGCACACCUCAUGGUUUGAAUAUAAUUUUUAGGUACUUGAUAAUCAGAAAAGUAUUUUGUAAAGUUGCGGCUUUAUAUGGUUGCACCUCAAAUCUCACUUGAAAAUGCAAAUUCAUCAUUGACAAUCCUGCAUAUUAUUUAUUUCUUCUGUGAGGAUUAUUGAUCUAAAUAAAAGGUUUUCAAGCUCUAAAAUGGUUAAUCUUGUAACAUUUUUGUCAAACUGCCUAUUUCAAAUUUUCACAUAUCCACACUAUUUUUAGAGCUUCAAAUUCCAUUAAUCAGUAGCAGAAAUCAAUAUGCAGGCUAGCACAAGAUCUCUUGACACCAUAUCUCUCUGUUUUUUCUUUUUUUUUUUAUUGGCUGCAUUUUGUUGUGCAAUCUUCCCCAAUUUCAUUGAACUGGGGGCUUACCAAAACCUCAUCCUUAGUAAAAUCACAAAGAUAUCCCUGAAGAUAUAAAAUGUUUGGUUGAGAAAAACCGCCCGUUACUAACCAAAGUUACCCUAAUUGGUUGAAAACAAGUAGCACCAUAUAGGGACUAAUUUGGAUGUUGCCCCAAACAGUGGUGAUGACCCGUCUUGAAUUGUUAGCAUCUUUGUGUGCUUCUUCCUUGUUUUUUCACGUGCCAUGCGCUUGUGAAACCUGGGGGAUAAAGUAAAAGAUGUCUGCACCUACCCCAGGUUUUUGGGUGUAGCCACCAUCAUUUGAACUUGUCUCCCCGUGAAACUUGUAUUUUCUUAAGUGAGUAGGUUUGGAUAUUUGUGUGGCCGAAGCUGCAAACUUGUGUUUUUUUAAUUCGGAGACAAUUGUAGAUAUCUAAUAUCUUAACCCAUCUUUAAUUUAAAAACAAUAUUGAUUGGUU